AUGUCUAGUGCUGUAGUGGUAAAUUCUGUGAAAAUGCCGAUGUCUAGAACACAGUUGUUUCCAGUUUCUUCUCAUUCUUACAUCCAGGAAGGUGGCGGUGGCAGUUUACCACCCCUGAACAAGGGCUCGCUCAAAGAACAGAGCCCCCCUGCUGCCUCCACAGCUUCAUCGGCUAAUUCUGCGGGUCUUCCAGAGCUGUCGUCCGUCGGGGGAUCUUGCGUACUGCAAUGCAUGCAGUCUCAUAUGACUCGAGGAGUAUCCCUUACCCAAGUAAAACCUUCAACAGUUCCUGUUUCAGCAACAGAGUGCAAACCUAAAACGAUGGUCGCGACUCCUGAACAAGUUAUGAAACUAUACAUGAACAAGCUCACACCUUAUGAACAUCAUGAAAUUUUCAACUACCCCCAAAUCUAUUUUAUUGGUGCCAAUGCUAAGAAAAGGCCUGGUAUAAUCGGCAACCCAAAUAACUGUGAUUAUGAUAAUGAUCAGGGUUCAUAUAUACACAUUCCACAUGACCAUGUAGCCUAUAGAUAUGAAGUUCUUAAAGUGAUAGGCAAAGGCUCCUUUGGACAGGUGGUAAAGGCCUAUGAUCACAAAAACCAUAUGCAUGUUGCACUCAAAAUGGUUCGAAACGAAAAAAGAUUCCACAGACAGGCCCAAGGUGAAGUCCGCAUAUUAGAACACUUAAGAAAACAAGACAAAGACAACACAAUGAAUGUUAUCCACAUGCUGGAUUCAUUUACCUUUCGAAAUCACAUGUGUAUCACGUUUGAGCUACUCUCUAUAAAUCUCUAUGAACUUAUCAAAAAGAAUAAAUUUCAAGGGUUCAGUUUGCAACUUGUCAGAAAAUUUAGUCAUUCGCUGCUGCAAUGUUUAGAUGCCCUCAAUAGAAACAAAAUCAUACAUUGUGAUAUGAAACCUGAAAACGUUUUACUCAAGCAACAAGGCAGAAGUGGUCUAAAGGUAAUAGAUUUCGGAUCAUCGUGCUACGAGCAAAAUCGCGUUUACACCUACAUCCAGUCGAGGUUCUACAGAGCUCCAGAAGUAAUAUUAGGAGCACGUUACGGCAUGCCCAUAGAUAUGUGGUCGUUGGGCUGCAUCCUUGCAGAAUUGUUAACAGGUUUCCCUCUUCUACCGGGAGAAGACGAGGCCGAUCAGCUGGCUUGUAUAAUGGAACUCCUGGGUUUGCCACCGCAAAGGUUGCUAGAUCAAUCCAAACGAGCAAAAAAUUUCAUCAGCUCGAAGGGCAUCCCGCGGUACUGUACUUGUUCGACGUUGCCAGACGGUACGGUGGUACUGAGCGGUGGUUUAAGCAGGAGAGGAAAGCCUAGAGGCCCGCCCGGUUCUAAAGACUUGAAACGGGCUUUGAAAGGUUGCGACGACCCGCUGUUUCUUGAUUUCAUACAACGAUGUUUGGAGUGGGAUCCGGACGCCAGGAUGACACCAAGUGCGGCUUUGAGACACGGUUGGUUGAGGAGAAGGCUUCCUAGGCCGCCUAACGAGAAGGAACAAAAUAGCGCCGGCAUGGCCAGAUCGACACCAACUGGUCCUCGGACGCCCAAAUCAAGCGGUUUAUUUUCAAAUAGUCGUGUUCAACUUAACGAUGACAGGUCAUCAACACUACAUUCAGGAAAACUACCGCCGGUUACGUAG
Psylliodes chrysocephalus is the source of this 1653-nucleotide messenger RNA. Lineage: Eukaryota; Metazoa; Arthropoda; Insecta; Coleoptera; Chrysomelidae. The record is from the annotation of a GenBank genome assembly.